AUGGGUGCCUCAGCUCAGGCUAUCCAGCAGGCGGACCGGCUGGCGGUGAUCCACGCAUAUCGUCAUCUCUACCGACAGGGAUUGAAGGCGAUCAGGUAUUCGACCCCGGCCCGCCAUGUACUGGUGAAUUCCUUACGGGCCUCAUUUCGCUCUUCUCCCCAAGAGGAGCUGAAUCCCUCCAAAAUUUCGAAUACUCUACGCUUUCUCGAACGAGCCGCCGAAACGACAGGCAUGGAACACAAGAUUGUGCGGAAUCUGAUGCUAGCUCGGUUCUGGGAACGACCACAGAUUGCGAAAGAAUCCCGCAUUUUACGGAGUCUGGGACUUGGCAAGGAAGAGCACCAGCUACGGAAAGGCGCCUACGAGCAUUUUAACUCGACACUCACACGGGACUCGUCGACCUCGAUCUUGACCUCCGAGACCAAUCCGAUUCGCAGCACCGAGUCCUGCAUCCGUUAG
Molecule: messenger RNA, 459 nt
Organism: Penicillium alfredii
Lineage: Eukaryota; Fungi; Ascomycota; Eurotiomycetes; Eurotiales; Aspergillaceae
Exons: 3
Coding region: 1-459 (152 amino acids)
Source: RefSeq, a predicted model, not a curated record